UUCUUCCCCAUCUCUUCCCCUUUGUUCCUAAUAUUUCUUCUUUCUUGGUUGAUCACAUCAUGCCACUUUCUGGGAAAAUCAGCACUGAAAUUAGGGUUCAUGCAACCGCUGAAAAGUGGUUCAACCUCUUUGCAACACAGCUCCAUCAUGUUCAAAACCUCACUGAUAGAGUCCAUGGAACAAAGCUGCACCAUGGUGAAGACUGGCAUCACAAUGAAUCCAUCAAACACUGGACUUGUACCAUAGAUGGUAAGGUUACAACAUAUCACGAGAGCAUUGAAUCGAUUGAUGAAGCAAACAAAAGAAUAACCUACAAGUUGUUCGGUGAAGAUUUCGAUGACAAGUUUAAGGUUUUAAAGGCAAUAUUCGAAGGAACAACUAAAGAUGAAGGUGGUGACAUCAUCAAGUGGACCAUUGAAUAUGAAACUACAAGUGAUGAAGUUGAUCCUCCUUUUGCCUUCCUUGAAUUCGUGCACAAAGGAAGCAUAGAUGUUGAUGCCAAUCUUCUCAAGGCAUAGCUACAACAGUUAUGAACUAAACAAUAAUAAAAUAUCAAAUAAUGGAGUUGGACUAAGAUGAAGUGAUUAUAAACCAUAAAUUCGUGAGACAGUCCUUUCUUUCUGUGGAAUUAAACAUCACGAUGAUGCAUGUUCGUAAUAUAUAUUCCUGCCGUCCUUUACGUUGUUUCUUAAUUGUUUAAAUUAAGUUUGAUUUGCCAAAUAUCUUUCUCCUGA
Messenger RNA from Vigna radiata var. radiata (mung bean), 734 nucleotides. Its product is annotated as MLP-like protein 43. Lineage: Eukaryota; Viridiplantae; Streptophyta; Magnoliopsida; Fabales; Fabaceae. The transcript is spliced from 2 exons. The record is from RefSeq and is a predicted model, not a curated record. Gene Ontology annotation, biological process: defense response. The coding region runs from base 60 to 518 and encodes 152 amino acids.